UGGGCAUCCCAGGCUGGCAGGAAGUUUCAGUGAAAGCCCUCCUAUUCUAGGUGCCCUCGUCCAUCCCAAAGCCCCCCAAAGCAGGCGGGAAAGGGGCUGUGCCGUGGGAGUAGUCAGGCUAGAGCUGUAGGACGUUCAUCAGCCCACAGAGCCCGGACACAGAGAGGCAACAAAGUGCGAGCCCCAGUGAGAGCGCAGCAACAUCCCGGGCAGAAAGGGAAAGAGACAGCAGAUGGCUGGGGAUUAGACAGUCUCAUUAACCUUGUGCGGAGGGCGAGGCUCUGACUGUCAACUGACGUCUCUCCUCCCCCCACUGGGCUUGUCUUGCCCUGCCCGGACUGCAGAGAUCCGGAGAGACAGCUCCAAAAGGGAAAGAGACAUCCUAUCUGGCUAAAGGAGCCCUAACUCCUGGCUGGAGAGGAGCAAGAAGGAGCUAUAGAAGGGUCGCGGUGACAGGGUGGAAGUAAAUGCAGGAGGCGUACGGAGCAGGCGAGCAGAAACUGAUGAGGAUGGAGAGGAGGGGGGCCUCCCUGUGGCAUGUGGGCGCCUACCCCCUCCUCAGCUAGAGGUGUGUGAGAGUUGGAUAGAACAUGUAUAGUCCUUAGGAGGAAAGGAAAGUUCCAACAAGACUGCUGUCCCACCGCAGAUACGACAGGCAGGAAAGGGGAAUGAAGAAAGAUGGCGGAUCAAAGCCAAAUUCAGUCAUCUGCUUCCAAAAGUAUCCGGCCUUUCCGCUCCAGCGAGGAAUACCUGGAGGCCAUGAAGGAGGAUCUGACAGACUGGCUAAAUAUGUUGUAUGACCUAGACAUGGAGGCUGGCACAUUCUUGGAAUCACUUGAGACAGGCUACAUUCUGUGCCAGCAUGCCAAUAAUCUCAACCAUCUAGCAAGAGACUUCCGUCAGCAACAUCCUGAAAUUGCUGCUGGCAUGAGGAUGCCCCAGAAGGAGGUGGUAUUUCAGGUUAAGGGAGCAGUUCCAGGCUCUUUUGUGGCAAGAGACAAUGUAUCUAACUUCAUUGCUUGGUGCAGGCAAGAGCUUGGCAUACCAGAGGUGCUCAUGUUUGAAACAAAUGACAUAGUACUACGGAAGGGGGAAAAGAGCUUUGUACUGUGCCUGUUGGAAGUGGCCCGCAGAGGGGCACGGCUGGGCAUGCCUGCACCCACCCUUAUUCAGAUGGAGGAGGAAAUAGAGGAAGAGCUUAGCCGUGGAAAGACAGGCAAUGAGCAAGGACGUUACCCACCAAGGCCGUUGAUUGCACGGCCUGUUCUUACCCUGUGUGACCUUAAAAACCUUGAUGAACUGGUCCGUGAGAUUUUGGGCUGUUGUCGAUGUCCCUCUCAGUUUCCAAUGGUCAAAGUGUCAGAAGGGAAAUACCAAGUUGGAGACAGUAACACUCUGAUAUUUGUGCGAGUGCUGCGCAGUCAUGUGAUGGUGCGAGUUGGAGGAGGUUGGGACACCCUUGAACAUUAUCUGGACAAGCAUGACCCAUGCAGAUGUCAGUCAACCUCCCAUCGCAUGGGGGCAUCCCGUCCCUCUACCUUUUCUCCACAACGAGUUUCUAACUUUACCCCACCAAGAAUCUCUAGUCCAUCUCAGGGUCGCAGGUCUGAGGCAGUCUCCAGAAAUUCUCAACAGCAAGACAAUAUUCCCUUGAAAGGAACCGCCUCCCGUUCCACCCCAGCACCUAUAACCAAUCGAAGCAACACACCAAGGGUUUCAGCCCCACAAAAAGAACGUCCAGGGCAUCGGAGCAUUAACUCUUUUAGGCCUCCUCGCUCUCGCCGUUAUUCUGGUGACAGUGACUCUUCUGCCUCCUCUGUUCAGAGUGCCCCUGCAGGUAGAAAAUCAGGUGAAGCCAUGAGAACUGGACCCCGUGCCCCUGUAACUAGGAGUCAAUCUCAGGACAGAGGGCCACUACUCAGACGGACACCAGCCUCCCAGCAUCCCCUUACAGACCGUGGCAGAUCCCAGGGCCCAUCUGCAGCUGCUGCUUCUGCCAGAAGAGCAAGAAGCCAAGGGCCAUCUAGUAGCAAGAAACCUGUUCUACUUAUUACACGGGACAAAGAUGGACAGCAUUCGCUGUCAAGCCCUGCCACAUCAAAGCCUCCAAAUCCUCGUACCAACACAGAGCCCCGCAACUCUCAGCAAUUUAAACAGAUGCGGUACAAACCUGAACCUCUAAACAUUCGCGAGGAACAGCAGAUUUACCGGAGCCUGGAGAGGGAAUUUAUGGAAAACUCACGGCUCCUGGAGACCACUAAUCACUCUGGAGUAGCACAGGGAUCUGGUAUGUUACCAAACUCCCCUUCUUGUGAGCCAGCAGCUAUUGACUCUGCUUACUGCUCUUCCAGCUCUUCUUCUUCUUCACUGAACUUUUAUAUCACUGGUGGCGGAGGUAGGGAGCAGAUGCCAGAUGGACCCUCAGUAACACUUUCUACAAACUCUUGGAGGCGACUUCCAGCUCUUUCUAGCUCUUCAGAUGAUAGCUCCUGCCCCCCAGGUUCUGAUGAUGUGGAAGGAACAGCUGGGAAUGAAGAGCCAUGUAGUGGCUCUGAUCUUGGGGCAGAGGUGGAAGGAGUAACACUAAGACAAAAAAAAACCUUAAAACGACCCGAUAGGGUACCAUCAAUCUACAAACUCAAGCUACGCCCUAAGGUCCGGCCUCGGGCAGACAAUCAGCCAGAUAAGUUACCCUCUCGCAUUCCAACCCCUUUAAGUUAUAGAACAGCUGAUUCCUCACCUAAAUCUUCCCCUACACGCCGCCCUUGGAGAGUGAUGCAAGCUGUCUUCUUCUCUGACCAGUCAGGAGGACAGGGAGAGCACACGCUUAAAUGAGAGACUGGCUGAGGAUACUACAACACCACUGAAUAUGGUUUCCAAUUUUUGGUCUUUUCAGUUUGCCAGAUUCUUUUCCUGGGUUCCUACCAUUAAGGAUUUGAUUAAUUUAAGGUGUAACUGGGAAACUACUCCUGAAAACAAGCAUGCUGCAUUACAACAAAGGCUUUGAUUGCAUAUAAAAUGCCCAGACAGGGGAUCAGGAUUCCUCCGCAAUCCUUGUAUGUAUCCUGCAACACAGCAUGCUGGCUGUGGGCAUGUAGAAAUAUUAAGGCAUAUUUUCCACUAGACCAUUAAUAGAGGAUAUUGAUGUACAGUUAUAGAAUAUCGCUGCAAAAGUGGGGGAGCAUGUGAAAGAAAAAUCAUGUGCUAACCCAUUAUAUACCAUGCAAACAUGUUGUUGAGUAUAGUAAUCCUUAAUAUUUUGAGUUAGGGAGUGAUAUUCUGUUUGCAAAAGACAAGAAAGAGGCACUUUAGGGAUAGCAACCACAUUCAUAAAUAAAAGUAGGAAUUAGUUGUUUUACUGUUGCCUUUUACAAUAAGCAGCUUGUGCGCUAAGGGAAGUGGAUAUUAGUACUUGGGUUGUGGCCCAGUUGGAGAAUGGACUUUACCAGAAGGACAGCAAAGUAACUGCUUCUAGUUGGAAUCUCGUUGCACUACUGGAAUUUAUGGUGGGCCCUUGGCUACCGUUCCAGACAGCUCCAGGUUUUGGGUUUUCCUGAGUGGAUCAUUAGAACAGCUGCACCUCUUUAAGGGUGACUGUGAUUAGUGAACCAAUUCCCUUGUGCUCGUGUAAAGAGAAUAAAAAAAAAAUUGCACUAAGGGGAAUGUAGGGUUCAGAACAUCAGAGAUAUCAACACUACUGGUAAAAAAACAUGCUGUUAGUGAUUGGACAUUUAUGGAUCACCUGUACUACAAAUAUUCUACCUGCUGCAAAAUGCUAGAUGACGAUAAAAUGAUAAAUGCAUUAAGGUGGCCAUACACGUUAAGAUCCGCUCAUUUGACGAGAACAAACUAAGGUGGAUGAUUUUGGGCUAAUUCGACCGUUUGGCCCUAGGGCCAAAUGAUCAAAUUACAUAGGCGGGCAUAGGUUUCCUUGGACCAUUGACAAGCCGAUGCAGUCCCUGAUCCGGUGGAAAAUCAAACCUGCCCAAUUACCCGCAAUGGGCAGAUAAGCUGCCAAAUUGCUCUGAAUGGCCCUUAUUGGCAGCUGAAAUCUGCCCGCAUAUGACCAUAAGUCAGCAAUGGCCAACAUAGGUUUUCCAGCAGCAGAGGAAUUGGAGGCUUCAGGGAUUUGUAGUUUAGCAACAGCUAAAUAACCCAACAUUGCCUAUUACUGCAGUAGGGUCCCUACCCCUAUUCUAUUUCACAGGCCUUGUUCGAAAAGUGUGUUUUAACUGACCUGAUACAAGCAGUUUGCAAAGGAUACAUUAGCACUUACUUCAGAGGUUUAUCACCACUUAGUGCAUUUUUGUUCCCAUUAAUACUCAGGGUUUGCUUUUUUCUAUUAAAAUAAUGUUUGGGUAUCCCUUACUGUAUGGGGUAUAGUAGUAAUUUGUGCUGGAUGAAUGUUCAAGGUUUAUGCUGACUUUAUUCUAAUCCUAACACAGGGUCCUGGGAGGGGGUUAUUGCUGUCCCCGGUUUUAUCAUUUAUUUGAAUAUAAAAAGUGCUUGCAUUACACUACAAAUGAUUAUGCAAGAUGUAGUAAGGUUGUAGGCAUUGUGUUUUUCUGACACUGCUGAAUAUGGCCGCUCCCAUUAGCCAGUCAGACACUGACUGCAGUGAGGGGCACAUUGGUUAGGUGACUGCAGUUGCCCACGUCUAUCAGUGCAGUCUGUCUGUGUUGGGUUGAGGAUUGGACUUUUGCUUGCAGCUAUGGUCAAACCGUAAAAGGAAUUUUUAUGUUUGUUAAUGUUAUGAGUUAUUUUGAGAUACUGCUCUAUGCUGGAUGGGGGUGUAUGUGAUGUAUAUGUUUGUGUGUGCAGAGUACUUUUACUCAGGUAAAUAGAUGGCAGGAUCCACUACAACAAGAAUAGGCAGUGGCUUCAGGAUAUUGCUGAACUACAACUCCCAGAAGUCUUAGCCUGUGGUUCAGCAACAGCUUGAGACUGCAAGGUUACCCAGGGCUGCAUUGGGACAUGAACACUAUACAAUGUUUUGGGGCUUAUUUAUAAACAUCUGUUAAACAAAGAUGGAAGAAUUCUCCAAAACGCCAUGCUUCAUAAUGUAAAAUUACAUUUUACAUACUGAUAAAGCUAUGUCAUGAAUGGGUAGCUAAGUAUAAAAAGAUGUGGGCAAAAUGGCAAUGUUUUUAACACCACAUUGUGUACAUUUCUGGAGCGAAUCCAAUUGCUACUUUUCACUUUAUCAUAGAUUGUGUCUUGUGAUUUCAGAAAUUGUGACAGACAGUGUGACAUUAGGAAGGAGAACAACACAGCUUUAUAAAUGCCAUUUGUUUUAUACUUCUUUUGUUGGUGCGUAGUGAUAUAUAUGCUUUGUGACAGGUUUGGUUAGUGAUUUAAGCUGCCCUGCCUAACUAGGCUAACAACAUGUGCCACUGUCCUCAGAUCACCCAAAUGUGCCCUGCUUUAGUGUGCUGGGUUCACUUGGAGGGGUUUAACUUGAUGGACUCUUCAACCCUGUGUAACUAUGUAACACCAGCCAUGCACCACUGGAAUCCAUUUUCUUGCAGUUAAUCCAAAUGCCACACAAGCAUCCAACAACCCCUCUGCAUGAAAAAGAGUCACAUUGUAUCAUGAGAGACUGGAUAUGAGAGGUUAUUUGUAUGGGGUGAAAAGUUAAAAAAUUAAAAAACAAUAUUUCUAUAAUUUUAUUAACUGGAAAAAAUAAUAUUGUUAAAAUGUAAAACACAGAACUGAUAUUGCUUGGAAUACUGGGUGUGGUUUUAUAUUAUUUUAUUAUAUGCACACAGUAUCGGUACUCUGUACACGUGUGUGGUUAGAUAUGUUUAUAUACUCCCUCAUUUCCUUACUGUGCCGAUGUUGUUCAGUGCAAUAAACCACUGGGUCACUGACAUUUACAUUGCAGCAGCCUCAGGUUAUCUUCUGAGAAACAGAAAACUCAAUGUCCGCACAGGUGUCUUCCAUUAUUUUUCCUUUGGUAUAUAGCAUUCCUUGCCUACCUAUAUUGUGUUUUAUUCUGUAUGAAACAAUUGGAAGAGAUGCAGUGUCCAGUGUAUUAUCAACCUCCUCAGCCAACCUAUUGUAGCUGUGUCGACUUUUUCCUGGUUCUGAUUUGUUUCCUAAAUCAUUUUGCAUAUUUAAAAGGGUCGAUCACCUUUAAGUUAACUUUUAGUAUGAUAUAGAAUGACCAAUUAUUAGCAACUUUUCAAUCUGUCUUUAGUUUUUAUUUUGUAUAGUAUAGUAAAUUAUUGGUUUUCGUCUGA
Xenopus tropicalis (tropical clawed frog) is the source of this 6242-nucleotide messenger RNA. It is a transcript of the gene gas2l1, whose product is annotated as growth arrest specific 2 like 1. NCBI's taxonomy places the organism in Eukaryota, Metazoa, Chordata, Amphibia, Anura, Pipidae. The record is from RefSeq and is a predicted model, not a curated record. The coding region runs from base 679 to 2835 and encodes 718 amino acids. The transcript has 6 exons. Gene Ontology annotation, cellular component: cytoskeleton. Gene Ontology annotation, molecular function: microtubule binding.